CCUGGACGCAUGGCUCUGCGACGACGGAGCCAGCUGCCGCGGUGACGCCGCCGCCGGCCACGUGCGCGCGCUCUUCGACGCGUACCGGGGCUCGCUCUGCGCCGCCGUGAGCGGGUGCGUUCACAUCCACGUGCAUGCCAUGCCGCGAAUGACCGCCAAGGUCAGUCUGAUUCAGCCAUGGCGUGACUCUGUGUGCAGGUGCGUGCCGGGGUGGGCGUACAAGGACGGCCGCGCGUUCAUGGAGCUGCCGGCGCGCGACCUGGCGGCGUCGGCGUCGCUGCCGGCGCAGCAGCAGUUCUACCAGGAAGCUGGCAUUAAGUUGGCGGCGUUCAUGGGAUGCGAGAGCGGCGAGAUCGAGGUCGGCAUGUCCACGGCGGCAAGCGGGUCGCCCAUGAGCUUGGAGUCGAGCUUGCAGCAGGUGUUCUCGGAGGACUUCUUCCAGCAGUCGCUGCUCGAGGAGCUGCUCCAGCUGCCGCCGACGGGGCCGUCGUCGUCGUCGUCCUCGCUGCCGUCCGUCUCCGUGGGCAGCCCGGCGGCGGAGGGCUCCACGUCGCUGCUCCGCACGAUAGCCGUGACUCCGGCCGCCACGCCGUCCUCCGCCGGGUCAGAGAGGCAGGUGCCGGUGCCGGUGCCGCCGCAUCCGCUCCACCCGCGCCCGCCGCUUGCGGCCCCGUUCAGCCGGCACGGCCGCGUCCACUUCCCGAGCCCCGACGCCGACGACGCCGCGAUGGCGGAGGCCAUGCUCGCCGUCAUCUCCGCCUCGUCGUCCUCGGCGCUGCCGACGACGCCGUCCACGUCGACGGCGGCUCCUCCUCCGGGCAACCACCACCAUCACCACCACAACGCGCGCCGGUGGCCGCGGCGGCGGGGCACGACGACGGCGACGGCGUUCCGGGCGUACAACGCGGCGCUGGCGCCCCGGGCGCCGUGGCGGCCGCCGGGCGCGCCCGGGCAGCGGAUGAUCAAGAUGGGCAUCUCUAUCCUGAGGAGGAUGCACAUGCUUCGGUUCAGCAGGGAGCGCAGCGGCGGCACCACCGCGAUGGCGCAGCGGGCGCAGGAAGACGAGGAGGACCCGCCGCAGGCGCCGACGAGCAGCCAGCUGAACCAUAUGAUAUCGGAGCGGCGGCGCCGGGAGAGGCUCAACGAGAGCUUCGAGGCGCUCAGGGGUUUGCUGCCUCCGGGAUCAAAGAAUGACAAGGCCACUGUCCUGGCCAAGACGCUGGACUACAUGAACAUUCUGGUAGCCCAGAUCGCCGACCUCGAGGCGAGGAACCGGAGCCUGGAGAGCCGAGCUCACCAGCACUCCAAUGGCGGCGGCGGCUGGAAGGAGCGACCCUACUCGUCGUCGGAGCGGCAAGAAGUAGUUGUGCUCCAGGGGCAGACCGGCGCGUCGGAGAGGGUGCAAGUCCACGUGACCACCGCCGCCGCCGGUGGCGCCGCCGCGACACCGUCGUCCUCGUCCUCAGCGGCGGCGGGCCGCCGGGAGGUGAUCGUGCGGGUGGAGGCGCGGGCGGCGCACGGCGACGUCGCCGAGCUGGUGGCGCGCGCGCUGGCCGUGAUCAAGGAUAUGGGGUGCUUCACGGUGGCGGCCGUCGACGGCCGGCGACCCGGCGACGGCGUGGCUCACGCCACCUUUACACUGCGAGCAACGGCGGGCGAGUUCGACGAGGCGUCGCUGAGGGGGGCCGUCAUCAAGGCUGCCGAGGAUUCGGCCGCGCCGCCGCCGUCGUCGGACGACUAGCUCUCGCCGACCACCACGCCGCCGCAGAUCUGACCGUAGUAGGACUGGACGCCGCGCUCUCGCCUGCUGCUUUGACCGGAGACCCACGGAGACCCAGAAGAGAUCAGCAUGUUGCUAGCUAGCCCGGCUCCAAAUCUCUCAAGUCCGUGAUGCUCCAAACCUCCAAGACGAUGGACUUCUCCGUCCUUCAUCUUGUGUCAACCGUGUCAAUCGAGAUAUUUCUUCCCUUUUUUUUUGGUCCUCCCGGCAAACAAAACUGGUGGUCCGUGAAUAUCCAGAGUUCGAUUUUUUGUCACGAAAAAAAA
Messenger RNA from Panicum virgatum (switchgrass), 2046 nucleotides. Its product is annotated as putative transcription factor bHLH041. Gene Ontology annotation, molecular function: protein dimerization activity. The transcript is spliced from 5 exons. Lineage: Eukaryota; Viridiplantae; Streptophyta; Magnoliopsida; Poales; Poaceae. The coding region runs from base 140 to 1741 and encodes 533 amino acids. The record is from RefSeq and is a predicted model, not a curated record.